AUGGCUGAUCAAGCAAUUGAUGUUAUUGCGCUUAAUGUAGAGGAGUUAAGACAAAGAUUAGGCGAGUUAGGACUUCCUAUUGCAGGAACCAAGCCAGUGUUGAAAGAGCGGCUUCGUAUGGUGCUCAAUCAGUCGAAUAACAAUUCGCAAGGAGAUUCGCGGCGAGAAAACCGUGUGGAUGAUCAAGAGUAUCCAGAUGAUAACGACGAUGAAGAGGAUGAUGAUGGAGAUGCAAGAAAUAGUGAUGAUACCGAGGAAGAUGCUGCUCCUGCACGACGAAGACGAACUACUCGUCGCAGAGAUGAUUACAAACACCCACUGCUUACAUUCAGAGACGUUGAAGAAUCUAUGGAAAAGUUUAGUGGUGAUGAUCAUGUCAACGUAAAAAGAUGGUUAGAUGAUUUUGAAGAAAUAGCUGAAAUGUGUAAGUGGGCGGAUAUUCAGAAAGUAACGUACGCUAAACGUUUACUGGAAGGAUCUGCAAAAUUAUUUGUCCGUUAUGAAAAAUGUAGCAAGACAUGGAUGAAACUAAAGAAAGCAUUAAAAGAAGAGUUCGAAGAAUCGGUCGAUGGCUAUCAAGUUCAUCGCGAGUUAGCUCAAAGAGAAAAGAAACCAGAUGAGAGCUACCAGGCGUAUAUAUACAAAAUGCUAGAUAUUGCUAAUCAAGCGGAUGUUGAUAUUCGUUCAGUGAUUCAAUAUAUUAUUGACGGAAUCCCUGAUGAAUCAAAUAAUAAAUCAAUACUCUAUGGUGCAAAGAAUAUACGUCAACUAAAAGAAAAAAUGUCACAAUAUGAAUCCAUGAAACGUAGCGAAGCUAAAUUUAAAAAUUAUAAAAGUCAAGGACAUAAGGACGAUAAGAAGAAAAAAGCUUUUGAUAGUGACAGAAAAGUGAAACGUUGUUUUAUUUGUGGUGCGAAAGACCAUUUAAAUGAUGUUUGUCCAUCAAAAGACAAAGGAGUUAAGUGUUUCAAAUGCCAUGAGCAUGGGCAUAUUGCUGCAAAGUGUCCCAAUGGAUCAUCGAAAGCUGGUCAAAAGGAGACCAACAUCAUUUCACAGCCAAGCAGAAAUAAGCAUUUGAAGGAAGUUUCAAUCAACGAGAUUCAACUUAUGGCGCUGAUAGAUGCAGGCAGCGACUUAACUCUAAUGCGUAGUGAUGAGUAUAUUAAAAUAGGUUCACCUAGAUUAAUUAAGAAUAAUGUUAAGUUUGAUGGUAUUGGGUCCUCUGGUAAUGAAACGAUUGGCGAAUUUGUAACUGACGUAAUAAUAGACGGGGUUAGUUUUAAUAUCAAAUUUCAUGUCGUCUCAGGUACAAUUUUAAAGAACGCGGUUCUUAUAGGUAUUGAUUUUCUAAAUCAAAUAGAUCUGAACAUUAAUGCAGGUAGUGUAAAAAUUUCAAAACUAGUAAAUGGUUGCACCGAUGUACCCGAUAUCUUUCAAAUUAAUGCCAUUGAAAAAAUUGACGCGUUAGAUAUAGAUUUAUCACAAAUUAAAAAUGUUGAUGAUCGUAAAGAGGUCGAAAACAUCGUAAUGAAUUACAAGCCUGAUAAGACGCGAGAAGUAGGUGUAACUAUGAAGCUGAUUUUAAAAGAUGAUAUACCUGUUUAUUCGCGACCGCGACGAUUACCUCCGCAUGAGCGAGAGGAAGUUGACAAAAUAGUGAAGGAGUGGAUAGAAGAAGGGAUAGCUAAACCAUCUGAUUCUGAGUACGCUAGUCCAAUAGUUCUUGUUAAAAAGAAAAAUGGUUCAACUCACAUAUGUGUGGAUUUUAGGGCUUUGAAUGAAAAAGUUAUUAAAGAUAGAUAUCCACUACCGUUGAUUGAGGAUCAAUUGGAUUUACUCCAAGAUGCAAAGGUUUUUAGUACAAUAGAUUUAAAGAAUGGAUUUUUCCAUGUCCCAAUAGAAAAAGAUAGUCAAAAGUAUACAUCGUUUGUGACCCCUACAGGUCAAUAUGAAUUUUUAAGAGUACCUUUUGGCUUGUGUAAUUCACCAUCGGUAUUUCAAAAAUUUAUAAAUGCAGUUUUUAAGGAUCUUAUAGCUAGACGAGUUGUUCUGACGUAUAUGGAUGAUUUAAUAGUCCUUGCCGUAAAUCAGGAAGGAGCAAUUUCGAGAUUAAAAGAAGUUUUGAAUGUUGCUAGUCAAUAUGGCUUGAUAAUAAACUGGGGAAAAUGUCAGUUAUUACAAGACAGAAUAGAGUACUUAGGGCAUAUUGUAGAAAAAGGGACUGUAAAACCGUCUGACCAUAAAACCAAAGCGGUGGUCAAUUUUCCAAAACCCAAGAAUGUAAAAGAUGUACAAAGUUUUUUAGGGCUCACGGGGUACUUUAGGAAAUUCAUUCCUAAAUAUUUUUUAAUUGCUUGA
Molecule: messenger RNA, 2358 nt
Organism: Microplitis demolitor
Lineage: Eukaryota; Metazoa; Arthropoda; Insecta; Hymenoptera; Braconidae
Exons: 1
Coding region: 1-2358 (785 amino acids)
Biological process (GO): proteolysis
Molecular function (GO): zinc ion binding; nucleic acid binding; aspartic-type endopeptidase activity
Source: RefSeq, a predicted model, not a curated record